GUUCACUACACGUAAAAUCAUCAUUGUCAAAACACCCUUUGCUUACGAAGAAAAUAAUCGUCACUUUAACGUGUACUCAUUCAGCAGAAUGGCACAAUGGGGAAGCUCAUUUCAGAAGAAGCAUAAAAACGAUAGAUUUAUCACAGACACUUUUCACUAGCAAUGAUCAUCAAGCUUUAAAUGAUUGCGAAUUCCCUUUUGUCUUUCAGUUGCCGAGUACGGCAGCUGGCUCUUUUAAGACUGAUGCAUGUAAAAUUCUCUAUCAACUUGAGGCCAAGAUUUAUCGUAAAGGAGCGUGGUAUCAGAUUUUUCCGCUUAAAAAGUCGACAUAUAUUCCUGUACUCUGGCACGCUUUCCCCACUAUGGAAAUGUAUCAACCAGUGACUCAAUCAAACAUUCUGAAUUCAAAAUAUCAAUGGUCUUUUGGUCUUGCUCGAACGCAUCUUGCGCCAGGUGAAGAAAUAGAC
Molecule: messenger RNA, 467 nt
Organism: Ambispora leptoticha
Lineage: Eukaryota; Fungi; Glomeromycota; Glomeromycetes; Archaeosporales; Ambisporaceae
Source: the annotation of a GenBank genome assembly